Schistocerca gregaria is the source of this 1371-nucleotide messenger RNA. RefSeq lists its product as uncharacterized. Gene Ontology annotation, cellular component: membrane; neuronal cell body; dendrite. The transcript has a single exon. The coding region runs from base 1 to 1371 and encodes 456 amino acids. The record is from RefSeq and is a predicted model, not a curated record. NCBI's taxonomy places the organism in Eukaryota, Metazoa, Arthropoda, Insecta, Orthoptera, Acrididae. Gene Ontology annotation, biological process: sensory perception of taste.
AUGGAUGGACUAUGGAAGCGCUAUACAGAAAUUCGGUACUUCUGCUUUCUGUGUAAAGUGUUCGGUACAUGUCCAAUUUCGUUCGAGAAGAAGGAAGAAAAAAUAACGGUGACAUUCAAGGCGCGACUCUAUUGUAUACUGCUCGGUCUACUGACCCUUUUCUCUGCCCUUUAUACUUUUCUGGUGCGCUUACCAGAGAGUUAUAAAACUGUCGAGAAUCUCGCGAAGUACUCGGACGCGUGUAAUAUUUUCUUCGCUGCGGCUGCAGCUUUAACGUGUAUUCUUCGCAGCUCCACUUUAAAACAAAGACACAUCGAAAGUUUCUGCAUAAAAAUUAUUUCAGUUGACGGAUUUUUGUAUGAAGACGAUGGAUCAGAAUAUUUAGGUCUCGCAACUCGUUUGGUAUUGUGUGUUGUAGCAGUCACCAUUUAUUCAGUGGUUUUAUUUGGUCACCUCACCUGGCUUAUGUUACCUACUAUGAAAUUUUCUUUUCUGUUACCUAUUUGUGUCAUGCAGUUCAUGAGUAACGUCACUAUUUUACAAUAUCUUUUUCUCAAUAUGGCGUUAAAAAUGAGGUUUUCAAGAGUGAACAGGUAUAUUCUGCAAUUAUUCUUCCUGUCUACCAGAGAUGCAGAAGGAGAGCUUGACAUCAAGAUUUCGAAACUCGUAAAUGAAACCCCGGAAAAGAAAGAUCUACAGUGUGACGAUCAAUUAUUUCUCAGGAAAACUUUCUCUUCACUGCACUCUGAAGCUCAAAUAAUUGUCAACGGAUCCAGAGACGUUAUACACUGCUGCAAUCAGGUAAUGGUAACGGAGGAAGACGCGAAGAAGCUUAAAAAUUUGCGGAAAAUAUAUUGCCUUCUUGUCGAAAUCGGUAAAGCCGUCAAUGCAGCUUACGGAGUACAAAAUCUCGUAGAAGUGGUCAGCUGUUUCGUGAGCACAGUGACGUACAUUUAUAUCAGUGUUGUCGUCUACUUAGAUCUGAAGCCCGUUUGGCCUGGAAUACCGAGGAGUCAAGUCAUCACCAUGUUCUCUCUCUGGACUGGGCUCAUGGCCGGGCGUCUGCUGGCCACAGCCUAUAGCAGCGACAUGGUCGUGCAAGAGACCGCCCGCACACAGCGGCUGGUCCAGAAACUUAUGCUCCUACCGAUGCCUGCUAGGAGCGGGUGUCCAGACGAGCUGCAGCUAUUCGGAGAGCAGAUGGCGCGCAGUCAACUGCGCUACAGCGCAGCGGGGUUGUUCACGCUCGACCUGUCUCUGCUGAGGAGCUUCACAGCCACCGUCACCACCUACGUAGUCAUCCUCGUGCAGUUCGGACUGUCUGGCGCGAGCAAGCAGCAGAACAGCAGCGCCGUUGCUUGCAGAUGUUAA